CAUCAUAUUUUACCACUCUUCUCGAUUUGAUUGGAAAGAUUGUUUCAAAACAUCAGCGUUCAGUAGUUUAAUAGCUUUGUAAGUGCUAAAUCAAAACGAUUGUAAACAAAGUAAAAUGCUUUUAGAUCAUGUACAGUUAUUCAAGUUAGAUUAUUUGCAGCAUUUCCCCCUGACGUAUUAAUAUUUAUAUACAUAUCUGACACUACCUUCCAAUAUAUUUCCCUGCAAUUGAACAUACUCACCAGACCCAGUCUACUACGGUUAUUAAGCAAAACAUGUCAGCAGACGCGAGUAUAGUUUACAAACUAAUGCACUAGAUUGCUUAGAGUAUUUACAGUAUAUCUAUAUCUAUAUGGUAUAGAUAUAGAUAUUAUGGUCCACUUCUGUGAAGUCAACUGCAGUGAAAAGUCAUGACCAUAAAGCUGUUUCUAUGUUAUUCUUCCCGUAGGAGCAAGGCUGCAGCGGAAAAUCCUGCUAAACAAUGGGCAGAGAUCGGCGGCCAAUUGUUCUCCAUACUGUAUAUACUCUCUCCCCCCAAAGCAAAAGUGUCAUAGAGAUGCCAAUUCGGGAGCAGUAAACUAGUUUAGGGGAAGUGCUAUUCCCCAGGAAAAAAGCAGGACUCUCUGCCAGUAACUCCUGCCUGGGUGCAACUUCUUAUGUGGCUGAGAUGUGGGGGCCCUAGGUGUCAAAACUUUGAAGAUUAAUGGAUUACUUUGUUAAUGACUCAAAGCGUCAGAUUGAGGUGCUUAAAUGAUUUGCGAGGUGCAAAGCGUUUUCCUGACAGUCCCAAACAAUGAGAUGAGUGUGCGGGAGGAGACAAGAGGGGCAGCAGUCUGCAGGACAAGCAACCACACACACACACACACACACACACACACACGCACACACACAUACACACACGCGCACGCACAGAUCAUUUCAGAUUAGGACGCAAAGGCGAUAGAUACAGAUAUAUAAUUUCCCCCCUAAAAAGUGUAAAUAAAGCCUUUCUGGCCCCCAAUGAGGCGUUCCUUCCCGACUUUUUUGGAUCAAUCAAACAGACAGUGGCUUCUUUUGAUUAAAGCCCAAAUUGUCAUUGGGCAGAGGCAAUCAUGUGACAGCCAAUUCGGUCCAAUUUCAACCUUGUCUCCAUGAAUUCAAUAGUUUAAUAGUAGCACGGUCCCCAUACGGCUGUAAUCAGUGAAUUAGAAAAAAAACACCCCACCAGCGAUCUUCUAUGAUAUAUUUUUUUCUUCUCUCUCUCCUUUUUCCUGGGCCUUUCCCCCCUCCCCCCAAAAAACCCUCAAUAAGAGGGAACUUUUUCUCCAAGGGGGCUGCGAGUUGAAGGCCAUGAAUUUCGAAUUUGAGCGAGAGAUUGGUUUUAUCAAUAGUCAGCCAUCGCUUGCUGAGUGCCUGACAUCUUUUCCCCCUGUCGGUGAUACAUUUCAAAGUUCAUCAAUCAAGAACUCGACGCUUUCACACUCGACACUGAUUCCUCCUCCUUUUGAGCAGACCAUCCCCAGCCUGAACCCAGGCAGCCACCCUCGCCACACCAGCAGCAGCCGUCCCAAGCAGAGCCCCAAUGUCAGCAGCAGCAGCCCGGUGCCAGCCGGCGCCCUGCAGCCUCCGGAGUACCCCUGGAUGAAAGAGAAAAAAGCCUCCAAGAAAACUACCCUCCCGCUUGCUUCGGCCUCAGCCUCAGCCACUGGACCAGCCUGCCUAAGCCACAAAGAGUCUCAUGAAAUCCCCGAAAGUGGUAACGGUGGAUCUAGGAGGCUGAGGACGGCUUAUACCAACACCCAGCUUUUGGAGCUAGAAAAAGAAUUUCAUUUCAACAAGUAUCUCUGUAGACCAAGGAGGGUAGAGAUCGCAGCUUUGCUGGAUUUGACUGAGAGACAAGUAAAAGUCUGGUUCCAGAACAGGAGGAUGAAGCACAAGAGACAGACCCAGUGUAAGGAGAACCAAAACAGUGAGGGGAAAUUUAAGAAUCUAGAGGACAGCGAGAAAGCAGAAGAGGAGGAGGAGAAAUCGCUCUUUGAGCAAACCCUCAAUAAUGUCUCAGGCGCUCUUUUGGAAAGGGAAGGUUACACUUUUCAACAAAAUGCACUAUCUCAACAGCAGGCUCAGAAUGUACACAAUGGAGAGUCCCAAAGUUUCCCAGUUUCGCCUUUAACAAGCAAUGAGAAAAAUCUGAAACAUUUUCAGCAUCAGUCACCCACUGUUCAAAACUGCCUAUCAACAAUGGCCCAGAACUGUGCAGCUGGCCUGAACAAUGACAGUCCUGAGGCCCUAGAUGUCCCUUCUUUACAGGACUUUAACGUUUUCUCCACAGAUUCCUGCCUACAGCUUUCAGAUGCAGUUUCACCCAGUUUGCCAGGAUCUCUGGACAGUCCUGUAGAUAUUUCUGCUGACAGUUUUGACUUUUUUACAGACACACUCACUACAAUUGACUUGCAGCAUCUGAAUUAUUGAGAAAUUAAAGAUGUCCUGUCGCCAAGGGUUAUGGCUUGUUUCAAAUUACUUUCUUUUAUUUUUCUUUUCCUGGUCAGUAUUUUCUGUUUAUUAAUUCCCUUUACUGUGUUCCAGAGCCAUUUUUACUGUUUCUUAUGAAGUUUUAGUUGUGUUCAGUUUAACCUAGCCACAUUCUAGGUCCCUCUAUGAAAGCAAUAUAUGAGGCCUGUAAGAAAGUGAUCAUAUAGAAUUGUAUCUUCACUUUCUUUUUAUUUUUGUAUUACAUUAGGAUGCGUUGUCAUAAGUAUUUUUGGUAGAAUAAAUUCUUGUUUGCUACAAGUAGCUUUCUUCUCUCUCU
Molecule: messenger RNA, 2788 nt
Organism: Mauremys mutica (yellowpond turtle)
Lineage: Eukaryota; Metazoa; Chordata; Testudines; Geoemydidae
Gene: HOXA2
Product: homeobox A2
Exons: 2
Coding region: 1330-2451 (373 amino acids)
Biological process (GO): regulation of DNA-templated transcription
Molecular function (GO): DNA binding; DNA-binding transcription factor activity, RNA polymerase II-specific
Source: RefSeq, a predicted model, not a curated record